Messenger RNA from Solanum stenotomum, 3599 nucleotides. Its product is annotated as protein SPA1-RELATED 4-like. Gene Ontology annotation, biological process: protein phosphorylation; photomorphogenesis. The record is from RefSeq and is a predicted model, not a curated record. The transcript has 7 exons. Lineage: Eukaryota; Viridiplantae; Streptophyta; Magnoliopsida; Solanales; Solanaceae. Gene Ontology annotation, molecular function: ATP binding; protein binding; protein kinase activity. Bases 569 to 3202 code for a protein of 877 amino acids.
AAAAAGAAGUAUAAAAAAAGCUUGUUUUUUUGGGUUCAUUUUGUAGUGUUGAGGAAAAAUACUUUUAUUUUGGCUAUAUUGUGAGGCUGUGGUGUUUCCUCGGAAUAAAGCAUACUUUUUGGUUUUGUGCUUUAAAGUUGAAGUAUUUGGGGUGUGUGGUUCUUGUUCUUUUGUAUGCUCUGGAUGAAAUAAAAGCUCAGCUUCUCUCCUUGGUAAUCUCUUUCUCUCUCUAAUGAAAACGUGUAGCAUAGCAUGCCCUUGUGCAUUUUGAUGAGGCAUUGGAUUCUGUCUGCUGAUUCUUUUUAGAGUGAGUUUGUCUCUCAGGAAGACCUUAGAUUGCUUUUUUUGCUUGUCUAUACUAUUUUUCUUGGUAAAUAGGUUGAUAAAUUGAAUAAAAUGAAGUUGAGAGACUUAUGAGAUGAUGGGUUUGGCCUGCCUUUUAGUGAAGAUGUGUUCUUGAUUUGAUAUGGCAAUGGUGAAAGUGAAAGGAUGUGCUAAGAUUCUAAGAAUUUCCCAACUGGUAAAUGUUGUGGCCCUUGGGCUACAUACAAGUUAUACGUAGAUAACAAUGGAGGGUUCAUCUGAAUCUGGCUGGGAGGGAUCAGAUAAUUAUAGGGGUUUAAAUUCUUCAGCUCUUAUGGACAGGAAUCCUAGAUUUCAAACAAGCAGCAUUAGGUCCUCCAAUGAUGUGUUGCAUGAUUCUGGGUUUGUUCCAGGUAGAAAGGGGAGGGAGAGAAUUGAGUUCCCUCCCAUAAAUUGUCUUAAAGCCCAAGGUGGGGUUGCAGAGGAUAGGCUCACUGUAGACCGAGGUGGUCGUGGAACAGACUAUAGUGGUGUUAGUUUGAGGCAGUGGCUGGACAACCCAGAGAGGGCUGUUGAUGCUCUUGAAUGUUUGCACAUAUUCACCCAAAUUGUGGAGAUUGUAAACCUGGCACAUUCACAGGGAAUAGUUGUUCAUAAUGCACGACCAUCAUGUUUUGUCAUGUCCUCUUUCAAACGUAUUGCGUUCAUUGAAUCCGUAUCCUGCUCGGAUUCAGGUUCAGAUUCAUCAGAUGAUGGUUUAAACAGCCAAACUGUCGAGUUAAAGGAUUCAUCCUCAGUUUUGCCUCAUGAGUCGGGGAGUCAAAGUUCUCAGCUUGAGAAGAUUUCUGUUAAAGCUUCUACUGGAUUAUCUGAAAACUGUUGCUUGCAGUCAAGCUCAGGCGAUAUGGUUCAGACUUUAGAAGCUAGUAUGAACAGACAAGAAGAAGAAAAGCAGCACACCUUCCCAAUGAAACAGAUGUUGCUCAUGGAAACCAAUUGGUACACGAGUCCAGAAGAAAUUGCUGGUGCCCCAAGCUCUUGUGCUUCAGACGUUUACAGACUUGGAGUCCUUCUCUUUGAGCUAUUCUGCACCUUUAGCUCACCAGAAGAGAAAAGCACAACUAUGCAUAGUCUGAGACACCGUGUCCUCCCUCCUCAGUUGCUGUUGAAAUGGCCUAAAGAAGCUUCAUUUUGCUUAUGGUUACUGCACCCCGAGCCGAGCAAUAGGCCAAAAAUGGGUGACUUGCUAGAAAGCGACUUCCUUAAUGCUCCAAGAGAUGAGUUUGAAGAACGUGAAGCAGCAAUACAGCUUAGAGAAGAAAUAGAGGAGCAAGAGUUAUUGCUGGAAUUCCUUUUGCUAAUUCAACAGCGAAAGCAGGAGGCUUUGCACAACUUGCGUGAGAUUGUAUCUUUUUUAUCAUCUGACAUAGAAGAGGUCUCAAAGAUGCAGAAAACCUUCAGAGACAAAGGGGAUUCAAAUCAGGAGCCAGUAAAGGAUUCAGGUUCGGGGAAGAUAAAUAUUGCUGAAGAUGAUGAAGCUGGAUGCUUUGGAUCUAGAAAGAGAUUUAGGCCAGGCCUUUCGAUACACACAGCUGAGGAAUACAAUGGCAAUCCAGAUGAGUCUGAGAAACAUGUCGAAAACAAAGGGAGCGUUCUAGCAAAAAAUUCCCGGUUGAUGAAGAACUUCAGGAAAUUAGAGGCAGCUUAUUUCAUGACAAGACGUAGGGUUAUCAAACCGACUGGCAAACCACUGAAUAGACAUUCUCAGGCAAGUACGGAUUGUAGAACUUCAGUUCUGGCACCCGAAAGAAGUUCAUUGAGUAAUUUGUCAUCCAAAGAGGGGUGCAAUGAGGAUAGACAGAAUGGAUCGAUCAAUUCAUUCCUGGAGGGACUGUGCAAGUAUCUAUCUUAUAGCAAGCUGGAAGUGAAGGCCGACUUGAAGCAAGGGGAUCUUCUAAAUUCUUCCAAUCUUGUAUGUGCUCUAGGCUUUGAUCGUGAUGGUGAAUUUUUUGCAACUGCUGGUGUAAAUAAGAAGAUCAAAGUUUUUGAAUAUAAUUCAAUUGUUGAUGAGGACCGCGAUAUCCACUAUCCAGUUGUUGAAAUGGCUAGUAGAUCUAAGCUAAGCAGCAUAUGUUGGAAUGGCUAUAUUAAAAGCCAGAUCGCUUCAAGUAACUUUGAAGGUGUGGUGCAGGUAUGGGACGUCACAAGAAGUCAGGUUUUCAUGGAAAUGAGAGAACAUGAAAGGCGUGUCUGGUCUGUUGACUUUUCUGUAGCAGAUCCAACCAUGUUGGCUAGCGGGAGUGAUGAUGGUUCUGUCAAACUCUGGAAUAUCAAUCAGGGAGUAAGUGUUGGAACCAUCAAAACAAAAGCCAAUGUCUGCUGCGUUCAGUUCCCCUUUGAUUCUGGUCGCUCCCUUGCUUUUGGUUCAGCAGAUCACAAGAUAUAUUACUAUGAUCUACGAAACUCAAAAAUGCCUCUAUGCACAUUAAUCGGGCACAACAAGACUGUGAGCUAUGUCAAGUUCAUAGAUUCCACAACACUUGUGUCUGCAUCUACAGAUAACACGUUAAAGCUAUGGGAUUUGUCAAUUUGCACAUCCCGGAUUGUUGAUACACCUCUUCAGUCAUUUACUGGACACAUGAAUGUAAAGAACUUUGUUGGCUUAUCUGUAUCUGAAGGUUACAUUGCUACUGGCUCAGAGACAAAUGAGGUCUUUGUGUAUCACAAAGCUUUUCCUAUGCCUGCAUUAUCAUUUAAAUUUAAUAGCACAGAUCCUCUAUCUGGUGAUGAAGUGGAUGACCAAGCACAGUUUAUCUCAUCUGUUUGUUGGCGUGGUCAGUCCUCUACCUUAGUUGCUGCGAAUUCUAUGGGAAAUAUCAAGCUGUUGGAGAUGGCUUAAUGUGGUCCAUGAUCUCCAAAGGUUUGGAAGUUGCCUUCGGGAUAAAAAGACGUGAAAGGUAAGGGUUCUACAUUGAUGAAUGAAUGGCUUGCUGUGAAGAGGUCAGCUAGAUGGGAUACAUAGAGAUUGCCAUCAUCAAGAAACCAAGAUUUUUGCUAGUAGUAAUCAUAUAGUGGAAGUAGACUCAACUGGAAAUAAGAGAACAUAUAUUGGUCUAAGUGUGAAAUGCUGUAUAUAAAAGGGAAAGGAUGCAAAUAUGAAUUUCUCUGUAUAUUCUGUAAUUUCCAGAGUUCAAAUGAAUUUUCUUGAAGGAACUGUGUGAAUGUGAUCUCCAGAAAAUUCUAUGUUUUGGUCUGUGGAAGCAAUUUGGCAGAAAAAUACAAACAGCAUUUAGAAA